Messenger RNA from Umbelopsis ramanniana AG, 622 nucleotides. RefSeq lists its product as uncharacterized. Gene Ontology annotation, cellular component: EMC complex. Gene Ontology annotation, biological process: protein folding in endoplasmic reticulum. The transcript has 6 exons. The record is from RefSeq and is a predicted model, not a curated record. NCBI's taxonomy places the organism in Eukaryota, Fungi, Mucoromycota, Umbelopsidomycetes, Umbelopsidales, Umbelopsidaceae. Bases 35 to 577 code for a protein of 180 amino acids.
CUGCUUUGACAUCUAACCCGUUCAAUUCAUUCCAAUGAGCGAUAAAUCAAAGUGGAGUGUUGACUUUGCGUCACUAGAAUCCACCUCUAGAGCUUCGAGCAUCCCAAGUCCCGUUGGAUUUGAUGGAAACUGGGCGAUUCAAAACUCACGAGAAUCUAGCAAAGCGUCGCGUUCAGCGGAUGCAGAUCACAACGACAUGACUUUGAAAGCUAGGAGAGCUUGGGACGUUGCCAUGGGACCAGCAAAGACCAUUCCCAUGAAUGCUAUUAUGAUUUACAUGAGCGGCACUGGUGUUCAGAUCUUCAGUGUCAUGAUCACUGCCAUGCUCUUUUGGCAACCUAUCAAAGCUAUUUUCACCUUGAAUCAAACAUUUGAGCGGUUUGAACCCACCGGCGCUGCAAAGAAUCAUCCUGAAGCGAGCUUGCUUACAUCCAAGGCAACCUUCCUAGCUCUGCAAUUGGUCACUAUCGGCCUUGGCAUUUACAAAGUCAAUGCCAUGGGUCUGUUACCCACAACCACUUCGGACUGGCUGGCAUUUAUGCCACCAAAGCAGAUCAUGGAAUAUUUUGCUAUAUAGUUGUACAUCAUGGAGUAUUAAUAAACCAAAACUUAUACAAUACAA